Messenger RNA from Oikopleura dioica, 1959 nucleotides. The record is from the annotation of a GenBank genome assembly. Lineage: Eukaryota; Metazoa; Chordata; Appendicularia; Copelata; Oikopleuridae.
AUGGAUCUAACAGACAGUGGAGAAGUCCAUGUCGUCGAAUUCAUCAAGUUCCUGACUCGCCUUACCGAAAACGAUCCUUCCUGGCGAGCGGAAAUUCUCCAGAAGCAAUACAAAGAUUCGAUGAUAAUUUCAAAAGAAGGAGUUGAAAAAAUCGUCAGUUUGAUCACAAAAAGCUCUGUCGGAAAAGACAUAAAAGAUCUUCACGAGGCAUGCAAGGCGAUGAUGAAAGGCCUUGGGAUCAAGUCACGAGAAGAUCAGGCGGAAAACGAGCUCUUUAUACAGUUGAUGCUUAGUACAAGCAAAGUCAGUCGGAGAUUUACAGUUCCAAGGACGACGAACAGGCGAUACAGCCGCUACCGGGUCCGGAGCCUCGUGAUGAAAGAUGAAGAACAAUCGUUUUACGGCAGAUUUAUACCGAAGAAAGUCCGACGAAUUUUCGAGCAAAAACGAAGGCAUUUAUACACGCUCUUCAUUUUCUUCGGAAUAAUUAUCGCUUUGAUGGUCGACAGAAUCUAUUUCUUCUUAUUUCUGAACGAGUCGGCAGGAAUUCGGCAAAUAACAGAAGUUGGACUUCUCAUGUCACGAUCCACAGCAGCUGCGCUUUCUUUCAUUUACCCAAUGAUGCUUUUGUCGAUGUCCCGAAAUUUGCUGACUAGGCUUCGGCAAAAAGCAAUUAAUCAGUACAUUCCAUUCGAUCAAUCCGUCGAGUUUCACAAACUUGCUGCUUAUGUCGGCGCUUUUCUUUCCCUCAUCCACGUGAUCGGCCAUUUCCUCAAUUUCUACUUCCUCUCCGAAGCGCCAUACCAAGCCGCUUCCUGCGUCCUCCCUCAAAUCUUCAGCGACGACGAGCCCGAGAAGUCAUUUUUCCAGCUCCUCUGGGCCAGCCAUCAAGGCAUAACUGGACUGCUUCUUGUCCUCAUCAUGUCGAUCAUCUACGUCUUCGCCGCCGCCCAAUCUCGACGAAAACGGCAUAAGGUCUUUUGGAAGACGCACAUGCUCUAUCCGCUCUUCUUCAUUCUACUGAGUCUUCACGGAUUACAGGCGCUACUACAGGAGCCGAAAUUCGUAUUUUACCUGCUCGGGCCGGGGAUUAUCUUUUUGAUUGACAAGAUAAUUGAGCUAAGAAGAUCUUAUGUCGAAGUGCCCCUCAAGGAAUUCGACCUUCUUCAAUCCAGCGUCACGUGCUUGAGAAUGAAGAGACCGAAGAGUUUUGAUUAUCACUCGGGUCAGUGGAUCAGAAUUGCUCUCCCAGAAGUUUCAAAGUGGGAGUUUCAUCCCUUCACUCUGACUUCUUGCCCUGCCGAUGACUUUAUCAGCUGUCACGUGAGAGCUGUCGGUCCGUGGACGAUUUCGCUCAGAGAGCAUUUGAAAAAAGUCAAAGCAGGAAAACUCCCCGUUCCAAGGAUGUACGUCGAUGGGCCAAUUGGCGAGGGUCAUCAAAAUUGGCACAAAUUCGAAUGCUCCGUUUUGGUUGGAGCUGGAAUCGGGAUCACUCCCUUUGCGUCGAUUUUGAAGGACAUUGUUGGGAGGAAUAUGAGCAUGACAAAGUGCAAGAAAGUCGUGUUUAUCUGGGUCAAAAGAAGUGACAAGCAGUUCGAGUGGAUGGUGGAUAUUCUCAAAGAAGCUGAGAAGAACAGUAACAUGAUUGAAACUCACGUUUUCAUCACUCAGAAAAAAGACGACUUCGACCUGCGAACUCGAAUGCGAUACUUUCUGGAGCACAAACUCGACUCUCCCUGCGGCAAGAGCCUCUUCACUGGCCUCAGAACCGUGACCCACUUUGGCAGACCAGACUUCAACGAGCUUCUAGAAGAUGUCCAGCAAAAAAACUCAGCGAUCGGGAAAAUUGGCGUGUUUAGUUGUGGACCACCGGCGCUUUCGAAAGCAGUUGAUAAAGCUGCGAAGAAUUUGAACAAAUCAGACAAUGCUCUCUUUGAGCAUUUUUUCGAAAACUUCUGA